UGUGUGUGUAGGGGUUUGACAUUGAGUCUCCAUUUUCAAGUUGUGAUGUGCAUUUACAGACAUGAGUUAGGGGUUGGGAAGAGGUAACGACGUCACCGUCCGCUUGUGUGUCCUUGGCCAGCAGGUUAUAAAGUCAGUCCAUCAGUCCAAGAAUCACAAGCGAAGAAACAACAUCUCUCUUAGAAAGAGAAAACAAACAGGCAAAAAGCAGCAAGAAGGAAAGACUGCAGAUUGCAGGAAAAUGCGUCCUGUGCUGCUAUUGGUGGCUGCAGCAGCGGCGGCGGCUGUGGGCGUGGUCAGAGGGGCAUGCGCUCAGUGUUCGGAGCAUCCCAGCUGUCAGGAGCUCGAUUUAAAAGGCAUGAUGGAUUGUAUCCAACUCUGUGGAUCUGACGUGUCUGGUAUGCCUGAAAAUGUGCACCCGCAACCUCCCCCUUCAUCAGACCCUCCUUCUCUUUCACCCCUUACCUCCUCUUCCUCACCUCAAUCCAAGGAUGUCUACUCCAUGGAGCAUUUCCGUUGGGGGAAACCUGCUGGAAGAAAACGUCGUCAGGUCAAAACCUACACCACCUACACCACCAAUCCGGUAGACGAAUCAGCUAAACUUUUCCUUGUAGAGGCAAAAAAGCGGGAACUUUCCAGGGAAAUGAUAGUGGCUAAGGAUGAAGAGAAGGUGGUUCAAAACAAGAUGGAGCAAACUCCAGUUGGUGCAGCACGAAACAGCAAAUACAAGAUGAAGCACUUCCGCUGGAGCAUGCCGCUGUCAGACAAACGUUAUGGAGGCUUCAUGAAGAGCUGGGCUGAGCGCAGCCAGAGGCCGCUGCUCAAUCUCUUCAAAAAUGUCAUCAACAAAGAAGAACCUACAGAAAAAAGAGAGCAGUAAUGGAGGAGGAAAAAGGGAAGAGACCGAUAAAUUAGUAAAUCAUGUUCUGAAUCACUAAACAAUCCUACAUAAACUAUAAACAGCUUAUGACCACAUUUAAAAAGGUAACCCAUAAUAAUGUUUUGUUUCUCUUUCU
Molecule: messenger RNA, 1016 nt
Organism: Melanotaenia boesemani (Boeseman's rainbowfish)
Lineage: Eukaryota; Metazoa; Chordata; Actinopteri; Atheriniformes; Melanotaeniidae
Product: pro-opiomelanocortin-like
Exons: 3
Coding region: 242-880 (212 amino acids)
Biological process (GO): neuropeptide signaling pathway
Cellular component (GO): extracellular region
Molecular function (GO): neuropeptide hormone activity
Source: RefSeq, a predicted model, not a curated record